CGACAAACUAUCCCAAACCGAAAGUGCUGCAUGAGUAUGCGAUGUAGAUCAACUCCAGUUUCUUCAGGUCUUCUUGUGUUGAGACACAUUCGGAGGAAGUCCCUGACAUUCCGAGGGUUUUUUUUUAUGUAGCUGCAAUGGCCGGUAUUAAAGCCCUGAUCAGCCUCUCCUUUGGUGGAGCCAUUGGCCUCAUGUUUCUUAUGCUUGGCUGUGCAUUGCCUGUGUAUAAUCAAUACUGGCCGCUCUUCCUUCUCUUCUUCUACAUCCUGUCCCCUAUCCCAUACUGCAUUUCUCGUCGCGUGGUGGAUGACACAGACUCGGCUAGUAAUGCCUGCAAAGAGCUGGCUAUUUUCCUCACCACAGGGAUUGUUGUGUCUGCAUUUGGCCUACCCAUCAUAUUCGCACGCGCUAGUGUGAUCGCAUGGGGGGCCUGUGCGCUCGUCCUGACAGGAAAUAUUGUCAUUUUUGGCACCAUUCUUGGCUUCUUCCUCGUCUUCGGAUCAAACGACGACUUUAGCUGGCAGCAGUGGUGAAGCGGAGAACUGUUUUUAACCUACAUACGUUGUUACCACGGCUAUUGCCGUGGUUCUUAUUGUCGUCUUUAUUAUUUAUAGUGACUGGCCAUCUGUAUUAAGAGGAAAUCAGUGCAAUAAGUUGUCACUGGGUUCGGUUUGACCUCAGAAAGCUUUUUAUUUCAUGCAUUAGCAAGGUUUCUAUUUUUUUUUUUCUGCACGCAUGAUCAACGCUUUUCUACAGAAUGUAGAAUGUAAAUUGCCAUGGAAAAAAAUAAGCUUCUAUGGAUAGAGAAGUCUCUUGAAGUCUGACAGACUAUCAUUUCGAGCACGUCCUUUAGCUUUAGCCUUUAGCUUGGUGAAUCUUCUGUGUAAUUUUUUUUAAGGUUAAUUACUUUUCAUGUAAUAUGGUUUAAGUUUGUUAUUUAUUAACAUACAAUGCAUUGUAUUCUGCCACUGUUACAUUGUAGGCAGCAGCGCUCCAUCCCAUAAACCAAAAUGCCAGA
This is a messenger RNA of Tachysurus fulvidraco (yellow catfish), 1018 nucleotides long. It is a transcript of the gene leprotl1, whose product is annotated as leptin receptor overlapping transcript like 1. Bases 138 to 533 code for a protein of 131 amino acids. The transcript is spliced from 4 exons. Gene Ontology annotation, cellular component: endosome. Gene Ontology annotation, biological process: negative regulation of growth hormone receptor signaling pathway; late endosome to vacuole transport via multivesicular body sorting pathway. The record is from RefSeq and is a predicted model, not a curated record. Lineage: Eukaryota; Metazoa; Chordata; Actinopteri; Siluriformes; Bagridae.